Molecule: messenger RNA, 2296 nt
Organism: Danio rerio (zebrafish)
Lineage: Eukaryota; Metazoa; Chordata; Actinopteri; Cypriniformes; Danionidae
Source: RefSeq, a predicted model, not a curated record
AGCGCGCGCCAACAUCGUCGUCUGAAGGAGCUUGGAAAAGAUAAGAUGGAUGAAUACGUAAAAAACAAAUUAAUAGAAUGGAAUCUUGCAGAGUUGAUCCCCAAAUUUGAAGCUGAGAAGAUUGAUCAAGAAACCCUCCUUCUUUUAGAUGAUGUCACACUGACUUCUCUUAUCCCUAUUAUUGGACUUCGUUUAAAAUUCAAGAAGUACCUCAAGAACGUGCUUGAUGAAUCAAUCAAAGAGCCUGCAACUACAGUAACAGUACUAAGGGAGCAGCAGCAGGGUCCUGAGCAGCACAGAAGAACGGUGGAGCAUGCAGCAGCAUUUAAUGUAAGAGACAUCCUUACAGCAACAUCCUGUGGCAGCAGUAUUGUGGAUGCCAUUGAAAAAAGCAACUGCAUUUCGCUUAAAGAAAGACAAUCGAUGGUUCGUAUCUUGGUUUCACAUCUAAUUGAGCGCUUUGGAGAAAAUCCAAGUGGAGCAACAAAAGUCACCUUGGCUUCGUCAAUAGUCGAACAAUUUCCAUGCCUUAAGGAUUGCCAGGGUAAAGGCUAUGAGGCAUGGUUCAGUCCAGGUAGAUUUCACAGACCUGCCACAGGCUUCCUUGAAGAGCGUCUUCGGAAUGUGCGCAAAAAGAUUAGAAGAGGAAGACAAAAGCCAGUUUGUUCAGACAACCCAAGAGACGGCAGUAAUUUUACUUUUCCUGAUUCGAAUGUGGACUCGGAAAGAGCAACUCAAAUGAUAGAGUGGCUCAGAAAUAAUAUCUGGCCAGCAAGUCAGGUCGAGCAGUACAUGAAAGAAACAGCGAUUCAAAGGGCAAAAUGGAUUCGUGACGAUGGAUCCAAAACGAUAAUGGAAAUAGCCAAAGAGUAUCCACGUCUUCUCGACACUCCAGGCAUGAUAUCCCAGGAUUUUUUAAUUUUGAAUCCAGACUGUGCUUCGAAACUCACAGAAAAUUGGGUACCAGUGUUUAAGGAUAAGAUUCUUCAGGUUGCCAGCAAACAAAAACAAGCUCUUAAUCUACUUCACGACAUAGAAACAAUGUCAGCAGAGAGACAGAGUGACAUCGCCAUGCAACUCCUUCCUGUAAUCCUUCCAACGCAUGUGUACAAAAUUGGAAGAAAAACGUUCAAACCCACUUUCCUAGAAACCAGGAAAGCCUUCAUUGACAUACAGCCUAUUGGGACCAAUAUGGCUGAGUACCUUCGUUCAAAAGAGUCCAUUGAAUCUCCUUACGUGCUCAUGCUUGGAGACAACCACAACUUUCAAGCCUUUGCUAUAAUAAAUGGCACAGCACUUGAGCAAAGCACAUUACUUGCUGCAGUGGACAUUUGCUUUAAAGCAUUUUACAUUUUUGACGUGAACUACCCCAAGCAGUGUUCCCUGGUGUGGCAGUUUCUACAGACUGUGGUGUAUGGACUUCCUGGGGAGGAGACACCGGCAGUAAGAGUUCUGCGAGCAUUCAUUUUUGCUGAAAAACAGUAAUAAUACUGUAACCUUACCGCUUCCUUGGUUUUUGUGUACUUCAACUUGUACUCUGUUACUUCUACAGUCUACUCUGUUUCUUCUACUUCUAUCAGUUACAUUACUUCAGUUACUUGAAUCGUACUGCGAUUAAUUGUAUUGAUGACCUAUUGUGACAUUUUUUGUCACAUGGUAUGUUAAUGUGAUGCAUAUAAAUGUUUGUGCACGUUAUGAAAUGGUUCCAUACUUUAAAUGUUUUUUCUUAGAAGUAAGUUUGACUUCAGUCAGUUUUAUGCACUUUCAUUAUUCUAAAUAUUUUUCCUCUACAAUGCAGUUAGAUUGCAACUUUUUUUACGGAUGUUUGCACAUGAUUGUAAAAGUUAUGAAAUAUUUACCUAUUUAAAAUUUUCUAUUUUAAAUUGUUUUCUUUUUUCCUAACCUAAACUUUUUUUUUUCCUUUGGUGCCUUUUUAUUAUUAUUAAUUCUACAUUACGUUCUUUCUACAUUAAAGUUGAUGAUUUAUAUAUGUUAGGAUAUGUAGAUGUUUGUGUACACAUUUGUAUUUUUCAGUGAAUCUUCUGUCAAGAUGUUUUUUUUCAUUAUUCUGCAUUUAUUUUUCCUCUACUCUGCACUUACAUUGCAAUUAAUUCUUACAGAUGAUUGAUGCAAAUGUUAUGAAAAGUUUUUAUAUUUCAAAUCUUUCUUUUUCUUAAGUUAUUUGUCUGACUUAAGUCAGUGUUUUUGUUAAGCAGUUUGAUACAUUUUCUUAAAAAAAAUUUUAAUGCUAAGGUGAAUAUGUUUUAAAUACAGAUGGACACAUUUUUACAUGUUU